AAUUGGCCAUCGUGUGCAGAGAUUGAGCAAACCGCUCUGUGUUUUCCGUAGGAGGAGUCUGACUGUAGAUCAGAGCUGUUAUUUCCGUUCACAUGGAGAACACGGAAACGUUCAGCACGCGACGGGGAACACACGGCAGACUCGCGAUUUAAAUAACGGAGUUUCCUCAGUAAACCGGACCUGAGAGAGCAGCAACCUUGCGGUCUGGAUCAUCAUGAUUCAGCCGGUCUUCUGGUUUCUUUGUCUUUGUGUUUUGAGGACGGGCGUCUCUUCUGUGUCCGUCCCUCGGGCCACGGCGCAGUCAGAUGUUCAGUGUCACGACUGGGGUGUAAGCAGUGAUGGAUCAGUGCGUGUAUAUGAUGGAGAGGCGGCUCCUCUUUACUGUCCUCUCUUCUCUCAUCCGACGCUGUACAGUUACAGUCAGACACAGAACAGCAGUCUCUCUUUAUUGUGGUACAGACACACACAAACACAUGAACUGGAACAACCCAUCAAUCUGAAGUUACACACGCUAUACAAAGCCCGGGAAUAUCUCUGGAUCCAACCGGCUACGACACAGGACGCUGGACUCUAUAUCUGUAUGCUUCGUAACAUUUCCUCAUGCGUGAAGAUUGGUGUGGAGCUGGAGGUCAUUCAGCGUAAUGGCACCUGUGACAUCAAAGCUCAGCCGAAUUUAAACCUGACCGUACCUCUCCAGAGUGAUCGAACCCUCAGCUGUCCUGACCUCCGGACGCUCACACUGCCAAACAGUACAUACACCGUCACCUGGUACCACAAGUGCAGCACUGAUUUAUUUGCGUAUCGGUACGAUAUAGAGUUGAAAGGAGAUGAAGUUGCAAUUCACAGAAUGAUGGCGGCUUAUGCCGGCCCCUACACAUGUGUGGUGUCUUAUCAGAUGAACGGACGCAAGCUUAAUUUUACACGCACAAUAAACAUCACAGUCGUUGUUCCUACUGUUGGCAGUAAAGUUCCUGUUAUUCUGAACCCUGCCAAAGAUCAGAAUUACACUGUGACUGUGGGAGAAACUGCGAAACUGUCCUGUAGGGUGCAUCUGCCAUACCUGGAUACGGGCACACAAGAGAUUUGGUGGACCAUCGAUAAAAAAACCGUUGAACAACUCGGCGACCCACGAUUCACUUCACCCGAGUCCAAACUGGUGUCAGAAUAUCAUGGAGAUGAAACCAGAGAGCGACUCUUGUAUGUGUCAGAUUUCUCCUCUGAUGAUCUGCAGAAGGAGUUUAACUGCUCAGCUCGAAACAGUCGAGGAUUCAACACCAGCAGAGCUCACCUCGAGUUAAAGGUGUAUGUCCCCACACUUGAGCUGGGUUGUGGGUUAGGUGUGACUCUUGCUCUCAUGUUGAUGAUGUUUGUCAUCUAUCACGUCUUCUGGUUGGAGCUUCUGUUGCUUUAUCGCUCCUGGUUCGGCUCUGAUGAGAGAUACACAGAUGAUAAACAGUAUGACGUGUACAUCUCGUACGCACGAAACAGCGAAGAGGAGGAGUUUGUGCUGUCGACGCUGCGUCGCGUUCUGGAGACGGAGUUCGGUUACUCCGUUUGUAUUUUCGACAGAGACAGCCUCCCUGGAGGAAAUAUGAUGGAGUCGGUGCUCAGGUGUAUGCAGGCGUGCCGCAGGCUGCUGGUGGUGUUGAGCUCAGACUGUCUGUGUGAGAAGAGCGUGAGUCUGCUGGAGUGUCGUCUGUGUUUGUAUCUGCACCACACAUCUCACAUUCCCAUCAUCACCGUGAGGCGGCACGCCCUCCGGACCUCCUGCAGCGAGAUCACGGAACUGCGGAGCAUUUCCACAUGCGUCCGAUGGCACGGAGCCCGGUCUGAGCGGCCCAACUCACGCUUUUGGAAACUUUUGCGAUUGACUUUGCCCCUACGACCCAUCUCACUCGGUAAGAGACUCAUUGAUAGCACCUCCUCGCACUCAGACCUGGCAUCCAUGGCUACACGGCACAUGCAGCCAGUUUCUCUCAGACACUGCCAGAGCAGUAAAGCUCCGAAGGGCGUUAGAGGCCAUGAAGGUCGUGUAGGCCUCAGGCAUCUUGGAGUAAGACAGACCCGAGAGGAUCGAGGUGGACAGGUUUGUGAGCAGAAUGGGCAAGGCUGUGUGAUCUGUGUGAACUUUCAAGAGAGUCGUAGGAUUUGGGGUGGGGUUCUUGCACCCCAGUGGAACACACACCUGCACUUGCCUGUGACCAAUGGAACAAUACCACACAACACACACAACAACAGUACUGAAACUCAAAAUAACCCCUGCAAUGACCUCUGCCCCUGUGAGCCUAUCAACAACAACAACCAGAUCAAUGAACUUCAAACAACUCACUGUUGACGAACACACAUGAGCUUUAUUCUGGACUCUGGACUGCACACCAUCAACUUUAUUUGUCACAUACACAGUUAUAUGCACACUAUUCUUUUAGUUGUGCACUGUAACUGUAUAUGUUGUGAUCUUUUUGUGUUGACAACUGAAGAAUGAGUUUGUAUCAGGUGGUAUGUAAGUAUUUAAUUAAAUAAACUAAAUUCAAAACAUCAGACUGAUCUGAUCUCAGACCCCUGACACAAUGCAUGUACACAAUGCCUUAUGGGAAAUCUUAUCACACUAAGCAGUUUGUUACUGUAUGAGUGCAUCACACAUGUAGCAGAUGAUCCUGGCCUUUCAUGCAUACUAACUUUAUACACUGCACAGUAUACACACUAUAUACCAGCGGCCUCCA
This is a messenger RNA of Misgurnus anguillicaudatus (oriental weatherfish), 2720 nucleotides long. The record is from RefSeq and is a predicted model, not a curated record. NCBI's taxonomy places the organism in Eukaryota, Metazoa, Chordata, Actinopteri, Cypriniformes, Cobitidae.